Molecule: messenger RNA, 2677 nt
Organism: Oreochromis aureus
Lineage: Eukaryota; Metazoa; Chordata; Actinopteri; Cichliformes; Cichlidae
Gene: sptssb
Product: serine palmitoyltransferase, small subunit B
Exons: 3
Coding region: 546-788 (80 amino acids)
Biological process (GO): ceramide biosynthetic process; endoplasmic reticulum organization
Cellular component (GO): serine palmitoyltransferase complex
Molecular function (GO): serine C-palmitoyltransferase activity
Source: RefSeq, a predicted model, not a curated record
UUGCCGGUCAGUGUAUGAUCUCAUGUCCCUUUAAUAUUUUUGUUUCCUCUAAUGAAAUGCAAACUACAGCAUGCCGGGGUUGCGGUACACCAGUGUGGUCUCUGCUUUUUCCAUUUUCCAUCCUCCUCCUGCUGCUCCUGCUGAUGCUGCUUGCUUGCUUGCUGCUGCUGGUGGUGGUGCUUGAUUGCUCGCUGCUGUCUACGUCAGAGGUGGCACUGCGGCGCAGUGUCGGGCUGCAGCAGCAUGGUGGGACAGAGGCGAUGCGACACCGACUGAACAAAGUUUAAAGAUGCCGCACAAAGCAGCAGCACACCACACAUGGCUGGAACAGAGGUCCGGCCCAGUCAACGCCUUCCCCCGUGCCUCUUAUGCAAGGACUGUUUUCUUUUUCUCUGCGUAAACAAACAUCGGCCUAUGCAUCGCAGCUCUCGGACACUCCACCUGCGUGAUCUGCGAGCCAGCGGAGCAGCAGCAGCGGCAGCAGGGGGACUCCACUGGUCUCAUAAUCGCAGUAUAACGAAGGAAUCUCACGUCUGCUGCCGAGGAUGAACUUCAAAAACUUGAGGGAGUACCUGGCUUGGUUGUACUACCAAUACCUGCUCAUCACCGGCAUCUAUGUCCUGGAGCCGUGGGAAAAAUCCAUCUUCAACUCCAUCCUCUUCUCUGCCAUCGCCAUGGUCGUCUACACCUCAUACGUCUUUGUACCCAUCCACGUGCGUCUGGCGCUGGAGUUUUUCUUAGGCAUCUUUGGCGGCCAGCUGGAGAGCACCAUGGCACUCAUGACCUAAAAGAAACAAAACAAAACAUGAAGGUAAAGAGACAGAAAAUGUGUGGAUGAGCAUGAAUCUGUAAAUCAUUUCUUAUAACUCAACUCCUUAGAUCCUAGAGCACCUUGGGCCCUCUUUUUACAACACGUUCGCCCUAAACCACGGCAAUCAGCCACCUCCGCGAAUCACGACUGAAAACAUGAAGAUCUUAAUGGAACGAUGUGGAAAUCAGAGCCUUACUAUCUUCUUUACAUCCCAAACCCUCCAGCCUUACCCCAUGGUAUUAGACAGGCAGCAGAACAGUGCUUUCACACAUGUCCUGUGAGAUGUCUUAUGAUAUGUUGUUUGUCCUUAUUGAUUUUUUGUUUGUUUUUGGGUUUUUGUUGUGUUUUUCACCAUAUGUCCUGUGUGAGUGCAUACCACAUAUGUGUUUUGCAUGAUAGGGUCAUAUAUGGGCAGUAGAUUUGCAUGCUCAUCUCACUACGAAAUACUACUAGACUUGUCUUUCUUUUAUUGCCUUUUAAGGUCCAGACUUUAAAGUCACUAUUUACAAAAAAGCGGAGUAAUCGUUUUAUAGUGUCUGAAUCCAGUCUGUAAAAUUUAUGUCUCGCAUUCUCAAUUUACAGCUCACUACAGAGCAAACUGUCACGUUUCAAGUGUUACACAGUGAGAGGCGACUACGUGAGUUCGAGAUGAUUUUAGACACAGCCCAAACUUCCUUCAGACCACAGAAAGCAUUAUAUGUCAGGCUCUGUGGGACUUAAUGCAACAGGUAAACUAAACUUGCAAUGUAACAUCAGUGACGUUUUCUUUGUAAGUGUGUAUGUUUGUUUAUCUGAUGUAUCUGUGAUGCCAUGUUAUCUCGUACACCCACUGUAGGCAGUUAAUCUGUGGUUUUGCAUCAGAACCACUAUCACUUUUUUUGGGGGGGGGGAGUGUUUGUUUGUUUUUAGUUGCCUUUAUGAGCUGUAAUACUGACUGGCAGGGCACAUUACACAUUUCACGUAGAUGUCAUUUAGCUGAUCUUAAGAGAGAGGACUGAUAAAAAGCCCAACCUAUGCAAUGAGUCUUAAAACGUUCGUGUUAAGACUCUGUUAAACAGAUUUUCCCAGUCAGCGUGAGUAAUAUUAAACCAAAAUAACAGAAGAGAUACGUGCCGAGCCCUGCUUUAUCUGUAGUUUAUUAACUGUUGGCAUUUCUGGUAGGUGUGCUCAGCUCUGAGCAUGAGCAAAUAUUGAUACAACACACCUUUGUGUUUUAGGCUUGGCUUUGGUAAUAACGUAACUCUACUUCACAAACCCCUGAAAUCAAAGAAGAACUGUUUGAUGUUUCAUGUAGAAUGCAAAGAUACUGUAGGCAAAUUAACCCAAAUGAAAAACAAUGAUAUGGCUGACCACAGUCUUCCUUAUCUAUAGUUGAUCUAUAGAUAGAAAGUGAGUUUUAGUGUGUCUGGUAGCUGCGAUGAGCAUUGUGCUUUGGAUCAUUUUUAGCUAUUUGUGCUUUGGGUGAGGGGCUCGCCGGUUAUAGUUUAAGCAUAAGUUACAAUGAGUUAAUUUUAUUUAUAUGGAUUUAUAUAUUUAUAUACACUGGUAAAUGCUUGGCUGGUUACAAUGUCAAUUACCAAAUUUUUGUGAUUAUUUAUAUCUGUGUUCUCUCGUGGCCAUACUUUUGUUAUUUGCUCUGUUUCUCUACCUUAAAGUGCUUUUUAUAUUGUUGUAUCAUCUCAUUUCACUUUGGAUAAACAUUUGCUGAAGUCUCAGACGUUUCCGGCUCAGACAAUGAUGCAUUCUCUGAAAAAUCUUUUCUUUUUUUUUUCACUGUGCACAAAAUGAAUGUUUUAUUUAUACAUGAUGGUGACACAUCGCUCCAGUAAUCAGAAAAUAAAAAUGCAUCUGAAGAUUCUUGGACAA